Molecule: messenger RNA, 807 nt
Organism: Miscanthus lutarioriparius
Lineage: Eukaryota; Viridiplantae; Streptophyta; Magnoliopsida; Poales; Poaceae
Source: the annotation of a GenBank genome assembly
AUGGCGUCGUGGCACCUGGUGGCGGUCGUGGGCGCGGCGUGGUGGGGUGGCGGCGCCGUGCGCGCUGCGCGUUCGCCAGCGGUGACGGCGCCAAGGUGUGGAGUCCAGGAGAGUCGCACGGUGUCCUACGCGGCAUCAUCCGUGGCUUGUCGAGUCGAGACAAAGAAGCAGAUCUCGUGCUCUAUGCAGUUGACGAACAGAACAGAUGACUACAUCGGCUUUAAGGUUAAGACGACGAGCCCGAAGAAGUACUGUGUCCGGCCGAACAGCGGCAUUGUGCCACCUCGGUCCACCAGCGAUGUCAUUAUGACAAUGCAAGCACAAAAGGAGGCACCACCAGACAUGCAGUGCAAGGACAAGUUUCUUGUGCAAAGUGUCAUUGUGGCGGAAGGGACGUUAGUCAAGGACAUCACUGGAGAUAUGUUUACCAAAGAAUCAGGUAAUGUGGUGGAUGAGGUUAAGCUGAAGGUUGUCUACGUCGCACCACCCAAACCGCCAUCCCCAGUGCGUGAGGGAUCUGAAGAAGGCUCGUCACCCCGAGCUUCAAUGUCUGAUGGAAGUAACUUGAAUUAUCAAGAGGCUGUUAAAACUCACAAAGAUCAAGAGGACUACACCUCCGAGACAUCUGCUUUGAUUUCAAAGUUGACAGAAGAGAGAAACUCUGCCAUUCAGCAGAACAAUGAGCUUCGAGAGGAACUGGACCUUUUGAGAAGGGAAGUCAGCAAGCAGAAUGGUGGAUUCUCCUUUGUGGUCGUGGUGGCCAUUGCUCUCCUGGGAAUGCUACUAGGAUACAUCAUGAAGAGAUAG